Messenger RNA from Macrobrachium nipponense, 1749 nucleotides. Its product is annotated as histidine-rich glycoprotein-like. The record is from RefSeq and is a predicted model, not a curated record. NCBI's taxonomy places the organism in Eukaryota, Metazoa, Arthropoda, Malacostraca, Decapoda, Palaemonidae. The transcript is spliced from 9 exons. Bases 1 to 1749 code for a protein of 582 amino acids.
AUGGUGGCACUCGACUGGGUUCAAAGGGCAGUGUUGUUGGCAGCAACGGUGUCGCUGACGAGUGGUUCACUAAAAGGAAAUCCAAACAAUUUGAGGGACUCUGGUGCCUAUAGCCUCCUCUUCCCGUGGAUUACCAGCCGUCAUUCGCCAAAGGCAAUUACUUCGGAAAGCCAGCAAUAUGCUGCCGUAGCUAACGAGGAUUUACAGCCGUCGGCAACAGGAUACAGAGGCAAGAGCUACAAUGGUGGGGAGUCCCACAAAGGGCAUGAGGGAUACAAGAAAUCGUACCAAGACGAAAAAGGCUACAAAGGACACAAAGGGCACAACGCUGACAAGGGAUACAAAGGAAGCCAUUAUGGAGAUCAAGGAAAGUCAGCGAAAAGCGGUUACCACGGAAAUGGCGACAAGCAUCGAAAGGGUCACGAAGACAAGCACAAGUACUACAGCGACGAACAAGAGGGUAAGAAAGGCAAGAAAGGGCAUCAUCACGGAUCGAAAGGCCACCAUAACAAAGGCUAUAAGGAUCAGGGCCACAAAAACGUCUAUCACAAGGAAGAAUACAGCCUCCACAAGAAGUUCUACGACGACGGAGAUGACGACAAAUACCAGAGCAGUUACGACGACUUCGACGCUUACUUCGAUGCUCACACGGGCAAAAAUUACCAUGGAGGCCAGUACAAGGGAGGAAAGCACCGCAACUCCCACGACAAGAAGAGCCAUCACGGGCGGGGAGCACACCACGCCGACCAUAGGGGCCACAAGGGGCACUACGGAGAGCAGGACGAGUAUGGACACAAGUCCACCCAGGGGAAGAAGGGCGGCCACAAGGACCACUAUGGUGAAAAUGAGCACAAAGGUCACAGUGGGUACGGUCACGGCGGAGGAGGGUAUGGAGACCACAGUGGUGUAUACAGCCAUAACCAUGGUAACUAUGACCAUGCUGGUGGCUACAGCCACCAUCAUGGCAGCUAUGGUAGAGGGCACGGCGGGGGAUAUCGCGACGACCAUGGGUAUGCUCACCAUACCUUUGGAGGCGGAUAUGGAGAUGCCCAUGUUGACGGCUAUGGCCACGACCACAGAAAUCUCCAAGACUGGAGUAAUGACAGUGGUUUAGUGGCUAUUGUAGAGGGGAAAUCUGAGUUUUCAGAGGUAGAAAUUCAAUCAAGGAAGCGAAUAUUUAGAGAAAAUUUAGCUAAUGCAGAUUAUAGUGAGCAUAUUGAAGUGGUAGGCGAGCUCUUGGCAGAAUUUGGGGAUACAGUAGCUUUACAAGGUGAUAAACUGGGAUUGACUAAUGUGUUAGAACAUAAGGUAAACUUAGAGAAAGGUACAAACCCUAUUUAUAUUCCUGCAUACCGCAUACCUUUCAAAACCAGAGAACAGGUUGAGAAAGAAGUCAAUAAAUGGGAAGAGGAAGGAAUCAUUAGACCUAGUGUGUCUCCAUACAACUUACCUCUGUUAGCAGUGCCUAAGAAGGACGGUUCUGUCCAUACUUUUCAAAUACGGACACACGAUGACUUUAGAGAAUUCCCAACUUCAAGCGAUGGUGACGACGGAAAGAGCUUGGUUCUGCAGUACCAGAGGUCGGAUCUUCUUCACACGAGCUAUGAUGUUACGGAUCGCCUUUGCAAUGGCAGAGAUGUCGUCGGUGGAUCGUCUCAAGAUAUGUUCUUGGACAAAUCAGGAGUCUUCAAUCUUCUACGAGGCGGGUGCAUAAAUAUCAAAUACAAUUAUAUAGCCAACCCUUCAUGA